This is a messenger RNA of Schistosoma curassoni, 957 nucleotides long. The record is from the annotation of a GenBank genome assembly. NCBI's taxonomy places the organism in Eukaryota, Metazoa, Platyhelminthes, Trematoda, Strigeidida, Schistosomatidae.
AUGAAAGUUCAUCUUAAUCAACCAUCAAUAGUGAUUUGUAGAGUUAAAUCGGAUUCUCAUGAAAUCAUCAAUAAUAAUAAUAAUAAUAAUAAUAAUAAUAAUAAUAAUAAUAAUCGAUAUUUACCUUCAACUAAUUUACAACGUCAAUCACUUCAUCAAUCAUUAUUAAAUAUUGAACGAUCUGAUAGUAGUGAAGAUCAAAUUACAAUUAAAUUAUAAAUGGUUCAAUUGUUUAUAUUAAAUCAUUGUAAAUUGUUUUUUUUUUUAAUUGAUUCAUUACCUUCUCCUGUUUUUUACCCUUUUUAUUCUAUUAACUUGGUAACAUAAAUUCAUUUUAUUGUACAGUAAUAGAUACCUUGAAAAAAAAAGGGUGGAAAAAGAUGUUUCAACAACUCCUUCAUUGUUGUCAAUUAUCUAUUAUCGAUUUUUUUUGAAAAAUUUUUUGUUGUUGACAACAUUACUUAUUUACUUAUAUUUGUUACCCCUCGUGGAGGAACAUUGGGGCCGCCCACCCACACUCUCUCCAUUCAAUAUUACUAUUUGAUUAUUUUUUAUCCAUCUAUCUCCUCUAUUUAAACUUUUUUGUAUAAUAUAAGAAUCGGUGAUCAUGCAAAAAAUAAAAAAGUAAACAAACACACACGCACAUACCACAGACACACAUACACACACACACAAAUUACUCAAUAACAUGUAAUACACAAUUGUGUUUCAAACCUUCCCCCCCCCAAACACACACACAGACACAUACACAUUUAGAAUGAAUACAACAUUCAAGAAUUAAUGGUCUUUCAUUUCAUUCAUCUAAAAUAUCAAAACAAAUAUGUUGAAGGUAUACAAGUAUUUUUUUUCUUUUUCAAAAAGAAACAAAAGAGGGAAAAAUUGUUUUCUGAGUUGUUUGGUUUUACUUUUAUUAUUUGUUUUUAGUAACAAUAUGAACACAAUCACACCAUUUUUUUU